Mercurialis annua (annual mercury) is the source of this 3491-nucleotide messenger RNA. RefSeq names its product cellulose synthase A catalytic subunit 4 [UDP-forming]. Gene Ontology annotation, biological process: plant-type primary cell wall biogenesis; cellulose biosynthetic process. The transcript is spliced from 12 exons. Gene Ontology annotation, cellular component: plasma membrane; trans-Golgi network. NCBI's taxonomy places the organism in Eukaryota, Viridiplantae, Streptophyta, Magnoliopsida, Malpighiales, Euphorbiaceae. The record is from RefSeq and is a predicted model, not a curated record. Gene Ontology annotation, molecular function: cellulose synthase (UDP-forming) activity. The coding region runs from base 175 to 3300 and encodes 1041 amino acids.
CCCAUGACUUCCCAACUCACAGUUUGGUACGCUAAAUUAUUUUCACAAACAUUAUUAUGAUCAUAUUCAAAACCAACCAUCCCUUUUUAAUACCACCCUCCUCUCUUCUCUCACCAUCUUCAUUCCUUCUCUCCUUUUCUCUUGCUGGCCGCGGGCUCAACCUCCUCGUCUCCCAUGCAGGGCUAUCAUAACGAGCAGCCGGAGAGGCCUCCGACGCGCCAUUCUGGUGUUUCGGGGAAAAUAGCAUGCAGAGUAUGCAGUGAUGAGAUUGGAGUUAGAGAAGAUGGAACAUUGUUUGUUGCUUGUCAUGUUUGCCGGUUUCCUGUUUGCAAGCCUUGUUAUGAGUACGAGAGAAGUGAAGGAAAUCAGUGUUGUCCUCAGUGUAACACUCGCUAUAAGCGUCACAAAGGUUGUGCUAGAAUUGUAGGAGAUGAUGAUGAUGAUGAAGCAGAUGAUUUUGAUGAUGAAUUUGAGAUUAACAAGCAGAAAAUGCAGCAGAAGGAACAUGAUGAGCCAGAUCAUAAAAAUGUCUUUGCUCCCUCGGAAAGUGGGGACUAUGUUCAGAGGCAGCCAUUGCAUACUGGUGGUCCUGCAUUUUCUUCUACAGGAAGUGUGGCAGGGAAGGAAAUUGAGGGGGAGAAAGAAUUGUACAACAAUGAAGAAUGGAAAGAAAGAGUUGAGAAAUGGAAAGUCCGGCAAGAAAAGAGAGGUUUAGUCAGCAAAGAUGAUGGCGGAAAUGAUCAAGGAGACGAAGAUGAAUACCUAAUGGCUGAAGCUAGGCAGCCUCUAUGGCGAAAAAUCCCCAUUGCCUCAAGCAAGAUCAGUCCUUACCGGAUUGUCAUUGUCAUCCGAUUAGUUGUCCUGGUGUUCUUUCUCCGUUUUCGUAUCUUAACUCCAGCCUAUGAUGCCUACCCAUUGUGGCUAAUUUCUGUAAUCUGUGAGAUAUGGUUUGCUCUCUCCUGGAUACUUGAUCAGUUCCCUAAAUGGUUCCCAAUUGAAAGAGAAACUUAUCUUGAUCGCCUUUCCUUGAGGUUUGAGAGAGAGGGAGAGCCUAAUCAAUUAGCUCCAAUUGAUUUCUAUGUCAGUACUGUGGAUCCUCUCAAGGAACCUCCAAUCAUAACUGCAAACACAGUACUGUCGAUCUUGUCUGUUGAUUAUCCUGUCAAUAAGAUCAGUUGUUAUGUGUCCGAUGAUGGUGCUUCCAUGCUCCUUUUCGAUUCACUAGCAGAAACUGCCGAGUUUGCAAGAAGAUGGGUGCCCUUCUGCAAGAGGCAUAAUAUUGAACCGCGGGCUCCAGAAUUCUAUUUCUCUCUGAAGAUAGACUAUCUGAAAGAUAAGGUGCAUCCCAACUUUGUCAAGGAGCGCAGAGCUAUGAAAAGAGAAUAUGAAGAAUUCAAGGUGAAAAUUAAUUCAUUGGUAGCCAAGGCUCAGAAAAAACCUGAAGAAGGAUGGGUUAUGCAGGAUGGCACCCCAUGGCCUGGAAACAACACAAGAGAUCAUCCUGGCAUGAUUCAGGUAUAUCUUGGAAGUGAAGGUGCCCUUGAUGUGGAAGGCAAGGAGCUUCCCCGCCUUGUGUAUGUUUCUCGUGAGAAGAGACCUGGAUAUGACCAUCAUAAGAAGGCUGGUGCCAUGAAUGCUCUAAUUCGAGUAUCAGCAGUGCUCACCAAUGCCCCUUUCAUGCUGAACUUGGAUUGUGACCAUUACCUUAACAACAGCAAAUGUGCAAGGGAAGCCAUGUGCUUUUUAAUGGAUCCCCAGCUUGGGAAGAAGGUCUGCUAUGUUCAGUUCCCUCAGAGGUUUGAUGGUAUCGAUCGUCAUGAUAGAUAUGCCAAUCGCAAUACUGUGUUCUUUGACAUUAACAUGAAAGGUCUAGAUGGAAUCCAAGGGCCAGUAUAUGUUGGUACAGGAUGUGUCUUCAAUAGGCAGGCAUUGUAUGGAUAUGAUCCACCCGUGUCGGAGAAGAGGCCUAAGAUGACAUGCGAUUGCUGGCCUUCAUGGUGCUGCUACUGCUGCGGUGGUUCAAGGAAGUCAAAAUCCAAGAAGAAAGGACACAGAAGCCUGUUUGGAGGACUACUCACAAGGAAAAAGAAAAUGAUGGGAAAGAACUACAUGAGAAAAGGUUCUGGAGCAGGGUUUGAACUUGAAGAGAUUGAAGAAGGGCUUGAAGGUUAUGAAGAGUUAGAGAAAUCAUCACUUAUGUCGCAGAAGAAUUUUGAGAAACGAUUCGGGCAAUCACCGGUAUUUAUUGCCUCUACUCUCAUGGAAGAAGGUGGCCUGCCUGAAGGAACUAAUCCUGCAACACUCAUUAAGGAAGCUAUUCAUGUUAUUAGUGUGGGAUACGAAGAGAAAACCGAAUGGGGAAAAGAGGUUGGAUGGAUUUAUGGUUCUAUUACAGAGGAUAUCUUGACAGGAUUCAAGAUGCAUUGCAGAGGGUGGAAAUCAAUUUAUUGUUCUCCGAAAAUUGCAGCUUUUAAGGGAUCAGCCCCUAUUAAUCUAUCAGAUCGGUUGCACCAAGUUCUGCGAUGGGCUCUUGGUUCUGUAGAAAUUUUCAUGAGUCGCCACUGCCCAUUAUGGUAUGGUUAUGGAGGCAAGUUGAAAUGGCUGGAGAGGCUUGCCUAUAUCAACACUGUUGUUUAUCCUUUCACUUCUAUUCCUUUGCUCGCUUACUGUACCAUUCCGGCUGUCUGCCUUCUGACAGGAAAAUUUAUCAUCCCUACACUGACCAACCUUGCAAGUAUAUAUUUCAUGGCGCUUUUCCUUUCCAUCAUCGCAACAAGUAUUCUGGAGCUUCGGUGGAGUGGAGUAAGCAUCGAGGACCUAUGGCGUAACGAGCAGUUCUGGGUCAUCGGUGGUGUAUCCGCACAUCUGUUUGCAGUCUUCCAAGGCUUCCUCAAGGUCCUUGGUGGAGUGGACACAAACUUCACUGUCACAUCUAAAGCAGCAGAUGAUGCAGAAUUCGGAGAGCUCUACCUUUUCAAAUGGACUACACUGCUAAUUCCACCGACAACUCUAAUUAUCAUUAACAUGGUCGGAGUUGUGGCUGGAGUAUCUGAUGCAAUCAACAAUGGAUAUGGUUCAUGGGGUCCUUUAUUCGGGAAGCUAUUUUUCGCUUUCUGGGUUAUCGUUCAUCUCUAUCCUUUCCUCAAAGGUUUAAUGGGAAGACAGAACAGGACACCUACCAUUGUUGUCCUCUGGUCUGUCCUUCUUGCAUCAAUUUUCUCACUAGUUUGGGUUAGAAUUGAUCCCUUCUUGCCCAAGCAAACCGGCCCUAUUCUUAAACAAUGCGGAGUCGACUGCUAGUUUUCCCAUUCAGUUCUUCUGUAUUGAUUUUGCCUUUCAGGUUUUUCUAUUGUAUUUACUUGUUUUACUACAUAAGAUUUUUUAAGUCUUCAAGAAGAGCGAUCAGUGUAAAAUUAGUGACCAGCAAUAGACACUUUGUCUUAUACUUCAAAUUUUCUUCAAAUUUUCAAAUGAUAUCAGAUUUAUACCAA